Molecule: messenger RNA, 1984 nt
Organism: Linum tenue
Lineage: Eukaryota; Viridiplantae; Streptophyta; Magnoliopsida; Malpighiales; Linaceae
Source: the annotation of a GenBank genome assembly
UUAUUCUUUCAAAUAUAUCUCUAAUAAUAUUUCGCUUUUUGGACGCAAUUUAUAAUUGAAUUUGAAUCGGAUUCUUGAUUCUCUCUCGCCGUCUCUCUCUAGCUAUCGCUGGCGUCGGAACUUCUCACUUGUAGCUGCCGAGAAGACUGAGAGGGGAUUUUGGUUUAGGGUUUUCCUCCCAAAGCUAUGGCUCCUAAUGAUCCCAAGCAAAACAGUGGCGGAUUCUUCGCCUCCAUCGCUUCCGGUCUCUCCAACAUCGGCAUCGCCAUGUCCAGAUCAGUGAACGGGUUAGUGGGUUACGAAGGGCUGGAAGUUAUCAACCCGGAAGGAGGAACUGAAGAUGCCGAGGAGGAAGCAAAGAGAGGGAGAUGGAAACAGGAGGAAAGGGACAGUUAUUGGAGGAUGAUGCAGAAAUAUAUAGGCUCUGAUGUCACAUCAAUGGUCACUCUUCCUGUAAUUAUCUUUGAGCCAAUGACCAUGGUUCAGAAGAUGGCCGAGUUGAUGGAGUACUCCCACCUGUUAGAUCUGGCAGAUGAAUGUGAUGAUCCCCACAUGCGUUUGGUAUAUGCUGCAUCAUUCUUCAUUUCUGUUUACUAUGCUUUCCAACGCACUUGGAAGCCAUUUAAUCCAAUUUUGGGGGAAACUUAUGAACUUACAAAUCAUGGAGGCAUUAGAUUCAUAUCAGAACAAGUCAGCCAUCACCCUCCCAUAAGUGCUGGGCAUGCCGAAAAUGAGCAUUUCACUUAUGAUAUAACUUCCAAGGUGAAGACUAAAUUUUUGGGGAACUCAAUUGAGAUCUAUCCUCUUGGAAGGACACGUGUGACCCUCAAGAGAGAUGGUGUGGUCCUUGAUUUGGUGCCUCCCCUGACAAAAGUUAGCAACUUAAUCUUCGGACGAACUUGGAUUGAUUCACCAGGGGAGAUGGUGCUGACUAACAUGACUACUGGGGACAAAGUCGUAUUGUACUUUCAACCUUGUGGAUGGUUUGGAACUGGCCGUUACGAAGUGGAUGGCUAUGUGUACAAUGCUGAUGAGGAACCCAAGAUAUUGAUGACUGGGAAAUGGAAUGAAGCCAUGAGUUAUCAACUCUGUGACCUGGAAGGAGAACCGCGUGCUGGUACUGAGCUACAGGAGGUGUGGCGAGUGGCAGAGGCUCCCAAAAAUGACAAAUAUCAGUACACAUAUUUUGCACACAAGAUGAACAGCUUCGACACUGCUCCCAAGAAGUUAUUGCCCUCAGAUUCCCGUCUACGCCCUGAUAGAUAUGCUCUUGAAAAGGGAGACCUAUCAAAAUCCGGUGCAGAGAAAAGCAGACUGGAGGAGAGACAACGAGCUGAGAAGAGGCUAAGAGAGGCUAAAGGAGAACAAUUCACUCCCAAAUGGUUUGAUCAAACCAAUGAAGUCCACCCGACUCCUUGGGGCGACUUGGAACUAUACCAGUACAAUGGCAAGUAUACAGAACACCGGGCUGCAAUAGACACCUCCUCGGAUACAGUCGAAGAAGUAACUGACAUCCAGUCCUUAGAAUUCAACCCAUGGCAGUACCCAAACGAGAGCCCUUAGGAAGUUAAGUUCUUAGACUGUGUAACAUAUAGUUGCUUUUAUCCGAGUGUUUGAUUUUUACUGAAGGUCAAUGGGAUUGAUUUGGGAGUACUGUUACAGAAUUAUUAUGUUGGGUCAUCAUAGGGUGAAGUUUUUGUUUGUCCAUCUCAGUUUCGUUGGUGUUCUCCCUUGUGAAGUAAUCCUAUAGCUUUCGUGUAAGUAUUUGUUGAAGUUGCCGCGAUACUUAGUGAUAGGAGUUUCUGGCACACUAUUUUGGUUUUUAAUUUUAACUAGUUUUUUGUCCUGCGCCAUGCCGCGGUAAAAACUUAGUUGAAAUCAAAUAAUUCAAAAAUUAUUAAGAUAAGAUACUUAUGUAAGUUUUACGUAAGAGAUACAUAAUUAAAAACUAUCCCUACAUAAGAUCUACAUUGAAAAAAGAAAA